Drosophila innubila is the source of this 5563-nucleotide messenger RNA. Its product is annotated as receptor-type guanylate cyclase Gyc76C-like. The record is from RefSeq and is a predicted model, not a curated record. The transcript has 18 exons. Gene Ontology annotation, biological process: receptor guanylyl cyclase signaling pathway; cGMP biosynthetic process; intracellular signal transduction. The coding region runs from base 789 to 5513 and encodes 1574 amino acids. Lineage: Eukaryota; Metazoa; Arthropoda; Insecta; Diptera; Drosophilidae. Gene Ontology annotation, molecular function: ATP binding; peptide receptor activity; protein kinase activity.
CGCUUUUCAGUAUUAUUCUAUUCGCCUGCGUUUCAAGUUGGUUUUCACGGACUGCAGCCUACGUGCACGCAUACAUACAUACAUACGAGAUAUAUACAUAUACAAAUGUGCUCAUCUAAAAUAAAACAAAACAUAAUCAAAAAAGUAUGGCAAUAACAAUAACAACUGCGGCGUGAUAAUAACAAAAAGCACUACAACAAAUGUGAACAAGUGUUAAACAAUCGAAAUGCAAACAAAAUUAUAAGUUUGUACAACAAAUGCACAGUGCGAAAAAUACGAAUGUAAAUCACGUUUAUAAAAAGAAUAUCAAGAAAGAGAAAAAAAUACUAAAAGUUUAUCUAACUGUAAAACAGCAACGUGGGAGGCGUCUCAGUGCGCUGACAACAACCGAGCAAACAAACGAGCAAAAGAGCGAGAGAAAAAUAGAGAGCACUAAUAGUAUAUCGAGAUCGUGCCAAGCAACACACAAGGCCAUCGAAUAACCUAUGGAUAAAUGUAAACAACAGUGCAACCAAAUAACAAUAACAACAUAAGCUAUUAUAAAAGUUUAAUCGUAAAAUCGGCAACAGCAGAAACAACAACAUCAAGUGCAGCAACGACAAGCGGAACCACAGAAGCAACAAUUACGAGAUUUUUUUUCAAGAGCAGCGACUGCAUAAGUUGUCGUUGUUUUUUUAUUAAAACACCAACAACAAGCAAUAACAACAAAAAUAUAGAAAAAAUAAAUUGCAGUGUAAAUCCGUUAGCACCCAUAGGCGUCGCGCUGAACGGCCCCGGCCUAAGGGGCCAUGACGCGUUGGCCCUUUAACUUACUACUAUUGCUCUCGGUGGCAGUACGCGAUUGUAGCAAUCAUACCAUCCUCACAGUCGGCUAUCUGACGGCCCUAACUGGCGAUCUCAAGGACCGCCAGGGUCUGGCCAUAUCCGGUGCGCUGACAAUGGCAUUAAAUGAGAUCAACAAAGAUCCGCAUUUGUUGCCAAAUGUAACGUUAGCACUGCGCUGGAAUGAUACCAAGGGUGAUACGGUGCUGGCCACCAAGGCCAUUACCGAGAUGAUAUGCGAUGGCAUUGCAACCAUAUUUGGCCCGGAAGGACCAUGUUAUGUGGAAGCGAUUGUCUCGCAGAGUCGCAACAUUCCAAUGAUUUCCUAUAAAUGCGCAGAAAAUCGUGCAUCCUCGAUACCAACAUUUGCACGCACCGAACCGCCCGAUAAGCAGGUUGUCAAGUCAUUGAUUGCAUUGCUGCGAUAUUAUGCAUGGAAUAAGUUCUCUAUUCUCUACGAGGAGGUGUGGGGUACAGUUGCCGAUCUACUCAAGGAUCAGGCAAUUAAAAAGAAUAUGACCAUUAAUCAUAAACAUCCGUUUAUCGAUGAUUAUGGCAAGUGCUGUGAACAUAAUUUGCCCUGCUGUCGUUCAGGCUAUUGGUAUCAGGUAGUCCAAAACACAAUGAAUCGUACACGUAUCUAUGUAUUUCUCGGUUCGUCGAAUAGUUUAACUGAUUUCAUGAGUUCCAUGGAAACUGCUGGCUUAUUUGCCCGUGGCGAAUAUAUGGUCAUCUAUGUGGACAUGAUGGUAUAUUCGGAACGUGAGGCAAGUAAGUAUUUGCGCAAAGUGGAACAAAUCACUCGCAUGACGAACUGCAAGAGUACCGAGAACUUUAAUCAAUUGGCGCGAAGUUUACUUGUUGUGGCAUCCACACCGCCCACCAAAGGAUACGAGAAAUUUACGGCCCAAGUGCGAAACUACAGUUCGAUGCCGCCGUUUAAUUUCAAAGUGCCGCAGUUGUUCUCGGAGAGUAAAUUUAGCAAGUUCAUAUCGAUCUAUGCGGCUUAUUUGUACGAUUCCGUAAAGCUUUAUGCCUGGGCACUGGAUCAGAUGCUGAGGAUGGAGCAGCGUGUGUUGACCGAUGAGGUCAUCUCUGAGGUGGCCAGCAAUGGAACGCGUGUUAUCGAUACCAUCAUCAAAAAUCGUACUUAUAUGAGCGUCACCGGUUCCACAAUUAAGAUCGAUCAAUAUGGCGAUUCGGAGGGUAACUUUUCGGUGUUGGCAUACAAGCCUCAUAAAUGGAAUAUAACCGAGAAUAUCCGAUGUAAUUAUCAUAUGGUGCCUGUGGCGUAUUUCCAUCAAGGCGAAGAACUUCCAGAAUAUAAGCUCAUCAAUGGAUCGAUUGAUUGGCCAUCAGGUGGAGAGAAACCCACGGAUGAGCCCAUGUGCGGAUUUGCCAAUGAGCUGUGCCAAAAGGACGAUACACAUUAUACAUCCACCGUGGCGGCUGUGGUGUUGGGAGUAUUAUUAUUUUGCUCGGGCGUCGUCACCAUGUCCAUCUAUCGCAAAUGGAAGAUCGAGCUGGAAAUCGAGGGUCUGCUGUGGAGAAUUGAGAUAUGCGAAAUCAAAGGAUAUUCCGGCAAUGAGAUUGUCUCAUCCCCCAGCAAAGUCAGUCUGAUGAGCGCCCAGAGUUAUGGCUCACGUUGGUCCCAUCAGUUUGUGACGUCGACGGCGCGUCUGCGCGGUGCCGUUGUGCGGAUCAAGGAGUUAAAAUUCCCACGUAAGCGCGACAUCUCGCGGGAGAUUAUGAAGGAGAUGCGUCUGCUGCGUGAACUGCGCCAUGAUAACAUCAAUAGCUUCAUUGGCGCCUGUGUGGAGCCCACACGCAUAUUGCUAGUCACCGAUUAUUGCGCCAAAGGCAGCCUCUACGAUAUCAUCGAGAAUGAGGACAUCAAGUUGGACGACCUGUUCAUAGCCUCACUCAUAAAUGAUCUCAUCAAGGGCAUGAUGUACAUACACAGCUCGCAGCUGAUCUAUCAUGGCAAUCUCAAAUCCUCGAAUUGUGUGGUCACCUCUCGCUGGAUGCUGCAAGUCACCGACUUUGGUCUCCACGAGCUGCGACAGUGCGCCGAAAGCGAGUCCAUUGGCGAGCAUCAACAUUAUAGAAAUCAGCUAUGGCGAGCACCGGAACUGCUCCGGAAUCAUCAUAUGCACGGCAGUCAGAAGGGAGACGUUUAUGCGUUUGCCAUAAUUAUGUACGAGAUAUUUAGUCGUAAGGGUCCAUUCGGACAAACCAACUAUGAACCAAAGCAAAUCGUGGACUUAGUUAAGCAGCUGCCAAUUAAAGGCGAGGAGCCAUUUCGGCCAGAGGUCGAAUCGAUAAUAGAGGCCGAAUCGUGUCCAGAUUAUGUGCUGGCCUGCAUUAGGGAUUGUUGGGCGGAACAUCCCGACGAUAGGCCCGAAUUUGGUGCCAUACGCAAUCGCCUGAAGAAGAUGAGAGGCGGCAAGACCAAAAACAUCAUGGAUCAAAUGAUGGAAAUGAUGGAAAAAUAUGCCAACAAUUUGGAGGAUAUUGUUACGGAGCGCACACGUUUGUUGUGCGAGGAGAAAAUGAAAACGGAGGAUUUGCUGCAUCGCAUGUUGCCACAAUCGGUGGCAGAAAAGCUGACCAUGGGGCAGGGCGUGGAGCCUGUAUCCUAUGAUUUGGUCACGAUCUAUUUUAGCGACAUUGUUGGCUUUACGGCAAUGUCGGCGGAGAGCACACCGUUGCAGGUGGUUAAUUUUUUGAAUGAUCUCUACACGGUGUUCGAUCGCAUCAUACGUGGCUAUGAUGUGUACAAGGUGGAGACCAUAGGCGAUGCCUACAUGGUGGUCUCUGGCUUGCCUAUUAAGAACGGUGAUCGUCAUGCUGGCGAGAUUGCUUCCAUGGCGUUGGAUUUGUUGCAUGCCGUGAAGCAACAUCGUAUUGCCCAUCGACCCAACGAGACGUUGAAGCUGCGGAUUGGAAUGCACACGGGUCCAGUGGUGGCUGGUGUUGUGGGUCUGACCAUGCCCCGAUAUUGUCUGUUUGGGGAUACGGUGAACACGGCAUCGCGUAUGGAGAGCAACGGAGAGGCGCUGAAGAUUCACAUAUCGAACAAGUGUAAACUGGCGCUGGAUAAACUCGGCGGUGGCUAUAUCACGGAGAAGCGCGGCCUGGUCAGCAUGAAGGGCAAGGGCGAGGUGGUCACCUGGUGGCUGACGGGCGCCAAUGAUCAGGCGAUACAGAAGAAGCAUGUGGAUAUGAUGGAUAUGCCGCCGCCAUUAUUUAGUCGACCCCGAAAGAGUCCCAAAAUGAAUCCGGACUCCAGGCAGCCCAGCUUGCUAGCCAUGCACAAUUGUGGCGCCGGCUCGCGACGUCAGAGUAGUGUGCCACGGCCCACGGAUGUGGAAUCCACAUACAGUCUGCAGGGAUCUGUUUAUCAGGUGGCACGCGAAUCGCCGCGCUUGUCGGCCAAGCGGGAGAGGGAAAGAGAAAGAGAAAGGGAACGACCAUCGCUAAAUGGUUUGGGCGGACCCUUUGCGGGCAGUGCGCUGCUUGAAUCCGCCCAAGCUUCGCUCAGCACGCUGAAUCAUUCCGAUACAAAUGAAACGAACUGUGAUACUAACGAUGCCGCCGUCAUUGUCGAUGGCGAGCUACUAGAGUUGAAUGGCGGCAUCACUGCUGCUGCUGCUUCAGCUUCAGCUGCUGCUGCUGCUGCUGCUGCUGCUGCCGCUGCAGCUGGACUCGUGCGUCAACCAAAUGCGCUGCACAAGCCGUUGGCAAUGGUGCGACCACAUCGGAUUAUCAGUGCGGCACAGCUGCUGCCAUUGGAUCAGUCAACUGCGACGGCACAUCAUGCGGCUGAGCUGCUGCUGCGCGAAUCCCGCUCCCUGGAUCCGAUGCCGUUGCAGCAGCUGCGCAAGCGACACGAACGUGUCAAGUUGCCGCCCUCGAAGCUGUCCAAGAAUAACUCACGCUCUUUGGACACGGGCGUCUCGCUGAUCAGCGGCAAUCCCAAUGGCGAGGCGACGGCUGAAGAUGAUACGGAUCUGGAUCUGGGCGCCAAUCCGGUGGAUGCCAAUGAUGGCUACGACGAUGAGGUGGGUCUACUCAUGCGUCACGACAACGGACAGGUGUCGACGCUGCGCUACUCGAGCAGCUUUGCUAAUGCCCAUCCCACCAUUGUACCCACCGGGAUGAGCAGCAGCAGGCGACGUACCAGCAAUGUGUCCACCACCGGCAGCAGUUGUGCCAAGCAUUUGAACAACAAUUGCAACGGCGGCAUGAACACGGAGGAGGACCUGCAAUCGCCACUGCUGCAGCGUCAGGCAUCCUUGACCACACCUCCCGAGGAGCUAAUGGCAGACUCCACGCGCUGCCAUUCACUCGAGCACUUGGAACCGGGCGUUCCUGGAUAUGGCAACAGUGUAAGCUAUGCCCCCGACAUCGAUGGACGACAACGACACGAUGAGGGAGGAGGAGGAGGUGGCGGCGGCGGCACCUUGGAUGGACACUCGGGCAUCAAUCAAAGGGCGACACGCAGCAGCAACAAGCUGGGCAGUUGGGUGGCCAAUUUCUUCAAGGGCAACGUGAUGCGCAGCGGCAAUGGCAACGAAUCGACACUAAGUCGCGUCAGCAUUUUGCCGAGCAGCGUUCAAACCGUGCGCACUGGAUUCCCCGACAUAACAUCGGCAGCUGCGGCACGAGAUCGUGAGAGUAUUGUGUAGUUGUUGGAUGAAGAUUAGCAGGGAGGAGGAGGAGGAGGAGGAGGAGAAGG